This is a messenger RNA of Naumovozyma dairenensis CBS 421, 1536 nucleotides long. It is a transcript of the gene PKP2, whose product is annotated as protein kinase PKP2. The transcript has a single exon. Gene Ontology annotation, biological process: regulation of glucose metabolic process; protein phosphorylation. Lineage: Eukaryota; Fungi; Ascomycota; Saccharomycetes; Saccharomycetales; Saccharomycetaceae. Gene Ontology annotation, cellular component: mitochondrion. Bases 1 to 1536 code for a protein of 511 amino acids. The record is from RefSeq and is a predicted model, not a curated record. Gene Ontology annotation, molecular function: pyruvate dehydrogenase (acetyl-transferring) kinase activity.
AUGUUUACAUCACUGACUCCAAAGGGUAAGCUGCUUCGAAAUUCCAAAAGAUAUAUACAUUCAGUAAAGACAUCGAAUAUUUCAUCGGUCCCAGAUUUCACCAAAUAUUCCCCAACGAGACCAAUCAAUGAGGAAUUAACACCGUACAUCUAUGAAACAUUACAAGGUUAUCGAUCUGAAUCACGAUACGUUAACCCACAGCAUUAUUAUCAUAAUGAUACUGUUCUUAUAAAGGACUAUUUACAAAAAUCACCUCAUGCAGUCUCAUUGACUCAAUUAGCUCAAUAUUAUGACGAUUCUACGACAUUAACUAAACAUAAGAUUAUAAAUUCCGGAAGAUUCGUAAAAGAGGAAUUAGCUAUCAGGAUGGCUCAUAAGAUCCAUAAGUUACAAAAAUUGCCUUUUAAUGUAGUUAAUAAUUUCCAUCUUGCCCAAGUUUAUGAAUCAUAUUAUAAUAUUUUUGAAAGAUUUAGAAAAUAUCCUCGGAUUAAAACUAUUGAUGAUAAUUAUAAGUUUUGUGAAUUUAUCAAACGGAUCUUGCAAGAUUUUAAUUCUUUAAAUCUACCUCAUUUAGUUAUGGGUGCUCUGGAGUGUAACGUCUUGGACUUAUUGCCGAGAGAAGAGAUUGAUAGUUUGCUAUCCAGUUUACUGAGAGCAAGGAUUUCAAGGAGAUUGAUUGUGGAGGAACAUUUAAGUAUAACUGCCAAUUAUUUGAGUGGUAAGAAGGAAAAUACGUUAGUGUUGGGUGAUAUCUUCCAAGAAUGUGUUGCCAUGGAUUACUUGAUAAGAGCAAGUAAAAUAUCCGAGAAGUUUGUUCAAGAUAUGUAUUUUGAUUCUAUUCCUUUACCCAAAUUAAUCGUUGAAGGUGAUACAAAAUUGAAGUUUUAUUUCUUACCAACUCAUUUAGAAUAUAUCUUGGGUGAGAUCUUACGAAAUAUUUAUGAGGCAACAAUCAAAGAUUAUAUCAGGAAAGGAAUAGAUAAACCUGAACCGAUAGUGGUUACUAUUGUUAAGACUGAAGAUUCAUUUUUAUUCCGGUUUGCAGAUAAAGCGGGUGGUAUUUUACAUCAUGAUGAAAAUAUUUGGUCCUUUGGUAAAUCAAAGGAAAGAUCUAUUGAAUCAUUAGAGAAUUUCCAUAAAUUACCUGGAUUGCAAACUGUUGCCAUAUAUGAUCAUUUAUAUCAAUCGUCGUCGUCUUCGUCGCCAUCAUCGUUGAAAGCUUUUAAAGUCGACGGGAAUGAUCAAAUGACAAGGACCAAUGCAGCAAAUAGACCAUAUUUACAUACAUCUUUGGAAGCAAUGGGCCAUCCUAAUUUGACGAAAGGUGCUUAUAAAUUUGAAAUGCCACUCAUUGAAAUGUUGGAACGUGCUCCACGAUAUAAACUUGGUAUUGGUCUGGCCAUGUGUAAGACCUACGCGGAAUAUUGGAAUGGUGAUUUGACAUUGAACUCUAUACCGGGAUAUGGAACUGAUACAACUUUAAAGUUAGGAAAUUUAAUGGCGCAUACGAACAAAUUACAAUUAGAUAAAGUAUAG